AAGAAAUCGGUUCACUCGGAAGAUCCGUUUAAUGACGAACAACGUGAGCGGCAUGAAGUAGAAAUGCUAGCGAAGAAGUUUGAGGCAAAAUAUGGUGGAAAGCCCCACAAACAUCGGAAGGAUCGCCUGCAGGAUCUAAUCGAUAUAGGUUAUGGUUAUGACGAAACGGACCCUUUCAUUGAUAAUUCUGAAGCGUAUGAUGAAUUGGUUCCUGCAUCCCUGACAACCAAAUAUGGAGGGUUUUAUAUCAACACUGGUACACUGCAGUUCCGCCAGGCAUCUGACUCAGAGGAUGAAGACUUUGCAGAAGACAAAAAACAUAGGCCACCUAAAAUAGCAAAGUUAAAAGAAAGUGAAGAUCGUGGCAUGAAGAAGCGCAAGCGGAAAGAUGAAGGGACAGAAAAGGAGAAGAAGCCUCGGAAAAUGAAAGUUCCUAAGCAGUUGGGAGUAAUGGCCUUAAAUUCACACAAGUCUGAAAAGAAGAAAAAGAAAUUGUAUAAAGACUCACUUUCUCUGGCUGCCAUGAUCCGUAAAUUUCAAAAGGAGAAGGAAGCCAUGAGGAAGAAGGAAUCUAGUCCAAAACCUCCAGUGACUGUUGCAACCUCUACCCCUAGUAAAAUUCCUUCCUCCUCUCUCAAUGCAGGAAACGAUAUCUCUGACUUGAAUCUUAGGAUCAGUGAUCCUGUCCUCUCCAUUUUUGGUAGCACAAAUGAACGUGAGCUCCUGCAAGAAGCUGAAAGUGCCCUGGAGAUGCUGGGAGACAUUGACUUUGACAAAUUGCUUGAUGGCACUUCUGAUGGCAGCCCGGUAUCUGAGCUGUCAGGAGAAAAUGGAAAUGUCACUCAGGCAACCUAUGCCUCUCAGGUCAUGACACCCAAACAGGUGCCUGCCCUCCCAGAAGGUCUGCCUAUGCUACUUGAAAAGCGCAUUGGAGACCUUCGAACAGCCGCCAAGAUGUUUGAUGAAGAAGGCAGGAAGAAGUUUUUCACGCAAGACAUGAAUAAUAUUCUGCUGGAUAUUGAGCUACAGUUACAGGAGAUAAAUCCUGCCAUCCGCAAUGGAGUGUACUCUCACCUUGAGGCUUUUGUGCCAUGCAAUAAGGACACACUGAUAAAGCGUCUGAAGAAGUUACACCUCAAUGUCCAGGAUGACCGCUUGAGAGAACCACUGCAAAAGCUGAAACUAGCUGUCAGUAACGUCAUGCCUGAGCAGUUAUGCAAGUAUCAAGAGGACUGUCAGGCCCGCAAUCAAGCCAAGAAUGCCAAGUUGCAAGCAGAAGAUGAACGAGAGAAAAAUGGAUCGGAGGAAGAUGAUGAUGAGAAACCUGGAAAGAGGGUUGUGGGACCCAGAAAGAAGUUUCAUUGGGAUGACACAGUGAG
This is a messenger RNA of Balearica regulorum gibbericeps (East African grey crowned-crane), 1379 nucleotides long. Lineage: Eukaryota; Metazoa; Chordata; Aves; Gruiformes; Gruidae. The record is from RefSeq and is a predicted model, not a curated record.